AUGCCCGGUGGCAUACAUCCUCCUCUCGAUGUCAAGCUUAGUUGGCCGAAGCCAAGCUAUGUUGAUCCAGUACUUCGACCAAACACCAUCGUGCUGCUGGCUUGCAUUAUGGGACCAAUCACUGUAGUGAUGACUCUUGUAAGAAUGUGGGUUAGAGUUUUCCAUCAACGGUGUGCCGGUUGGGAUGACUGGCUCAUGCUCGCUGCUCUUAUUCCAACUAUCGCGUUGACAGUCCUCUAUCCUCUGGCAAGCCUCCAAGCCUUCGACCGACACGUUUGGGACCUGAACUACCUUUUCGAGCCUGAAAUCAUCGUUAUCGCCCGAAAGUACGUACUGGCAACCGAGUGCAUAUUCUGUGUUGCAACCGGUCUCAUCAAAGUCUCCAUUCUGCUCUUUUACCGACGUCUGUCAUCGCGGGCCAUUUCAAGAACAUUCAUCUGGGUGACAUGGGCUAGUAUCAUUUUUAUCAUCGCCUACAGCAUUGCCUUGACUCUGGCCCCGAUUUUUGGCUGCCAACCAAUCUCAGCAUUUUGGGAUCAAGUAAACAUCAUCAAGGUACUGCAGGGGUAUGAGUAUCACUGCUUCGAUGAAGGCGCCGAUGUCUUAGCUGCCAGCAUCAUAUCAGCGGCACAAGACCUCUUAACCGCCAUCCUUCCUACCUUCCUCUACUGGAACCUCCAGAUCCCUCUUCGACAAAAACUAGCAUUAUUUGGUAUCUUUGCUAUGGGCUAUGGCGUAGUCGCGCUGGGAUGCGUACGAGCCUACUACAGCUGGUACACAUUUUAUGGUACCUACGAUGUCACAUGGUCGACGUGGGACCUCUUUCUCACCUGCAUGCUCGAGCUGCACAUUGGAUGCCUCUGCGCAAAUGCACCCGCCAUGAAGGUCUUCUUCAAGCAUUUCUUCCAUGAAAAGUUUACUCAGCGGUCAAGAACUCGAACCCCAGCAGGUUCUGACGAUCGUCAUGAUAGCGCGCAAACCAAGUCGAAGAACUCGUGGAGGAGGUUCGCACCGAACCUUGCAAGUGGAAGCUGGGCGCACAGCUCCAAAGGGUAUCACGACUCUCACACUGGUGUAUCAGUCGACCCACAUGGCGGAGUGCAUGUUCACAAGGAGAUACAGGUCACACGUUCGCCAGUGAGUACAGCGUUUCCGACUCCCAGCUUCCGGCCAUCAUCAACGAUCACAACCGACAUGAUCUGCGACCGCGAUUAUGAGGAUAUUGAACUCGGUCGCUACACCACGGCGCACAACUCCCGUACAUCCAGCAUGCGAUCUACCAAGCGCUUCGAAGGACACGACUUGGAGGCGCUUCCCCCAUUACCCAUGUCGCCUGCGUCACCGAGAUCCCCAGCUAGCUCCGCCUCUCUCGUAUCACACCCGCACACGCCUACGGAGCAGAAGCUACCCUUGACACCCUUGCCAGCAAUUGUGACAAGUGAAGAGAUGAAGAAGGAGAGGAGUGGAACGCCCAUGCCAUCACUGAGCGAGCAUCAAUCGCCCUAUCCGCCACGAGGCUCAAGUCAGAAGAACCCAACCUGGCAGUCGUGGUCAUGA
Messenger RNA from Alternaria atra, 1557 nucleotides. RefSeq lists its product as uncharacterized. Bases 1 to 1557 code for a protein of 518 amino acids. The record is from RefSeq and is a predicted model, not a curated record. The transcript has 3 exons. NCBI's taxonomy places the organism in Eukaryota, Fungi, Ascomycota, Dothideomycetes, Pleosporales, Pleosporaceae.